Saprolegnia parasitica CBS 223.65 is the source of this 435-nucleotide messenger RNA. RefSeq lists its product as hypothetical. The record is from RefSeq and is a predicted model, not a curated record. The coding region runs from base 1 to 435 and encodes 144 amino acids. The transcript has a single exon. Lineage: Eukaryota; Oomycota; Saprolegniomycetes; Saprolegniales; Saprolegniaceae.
AUGCUCUUCGACUAUUCCUUUUCGGAGAACGAGGGCGUCGAGUUCAACGAUCCCGCCUCGACUGCCGCGCGACAACGCGACGAUGCUGCCGUUGCGUUCUGCGAUGCGCUGCAAGCCAACAUGACGCUGACGGACCUCAUUAUCACCAACGCCCACAGCCUCGGUGGCUUCCACGGCCGCACGCUCCCAGUGUCGUUGAAGACCUUGAAUUGGGAGGGUUGCUCGAAUGGUGUUGGCGACGACGCAACGGUGACGAACCUUGCGACCGCCGUCUGCAGCACGAAGCUCAAGCACUUCGAGAGCAGCGUCUUUGGCCAACUGGCGACACGUUCGGCCGCGGCGCCAACGCUUGCACAACUCAAGUCGCUCGUCGUCGUCGACCGACUGGAUGUCAACCACACAGAUGCAUUGAUUGCGGGCUUGUCCCGGCGCUGA